CCUACACUCUAAUUUUGAAUGGCUCAGUGAUGUGGGUACGAAGGAGGAUGUCUCUCUGAAUGCACUGCUGCCCAUGUGUCAACUACAAUGACAUUGCGGGCCACUAGCGUUAAGUUACGAUAUUAAAAUAGAUCCGGGAAAGAAAAGAAAAAAUAAUGUGUGGGCGGAGGUUCAAACCAACGUGUGAAUCUAUAAGCAGUCUGACUGUUGACAGAAUGUGUUUGUUUAGAAUUGAUGAUUGACGAACAUUGAUUGAACUAAAGGUUUGAAAUUCACAAUGAGUAUCAACAAACCAGCUGGAGUCUUAUAUUCUGCUCUACUUUUCAUUGCUACUGUUCAUACAGCAUGGGCCGGCGUCUGUCUGUUUACAAAGUAUCCCGUGAACGGCCUGCCGGUCAAUGUGACACUAGUGGUCAACAACGUCAUUGAAAAUCCUACUUUCAAGAGCUCACAAACCAUCAGCCUACCCCAAACCUACCUCAUCUCAGUAGUGAGUGCCGCUGCAGAUGUGAACAAAGUAUUCCAAUACUCUGCACAAUAUUAUAGUAAUUUAGGCUUGAUGAUUACAGCCAUCAACAAUGUUUUCGCCAAUCAACAGAAGAGAACUUAUUGGGAAUUCAUUGACGCAAAAACCUUAAAGCCUUUGGAAUGUGGUGUGUCUACUUUUGUACCAUUCAAUGAGGACGUUAUCUUGUUUAACUUGACCACAUACUGACCACGGGAUUGAUUUCUAAAAAAAGAAGUUCAGAUUUGUUUAUCGUUACAUUGACCCCUUCAGCUAAUUAGGACACUGGAGCGACAUAGUUAUUUUAGCUGAUUUGGGUGUUUGUGUGUGUGUGUGUGUGGCUACGUUAAGAAAUACACUAUACUGUAGUUCGAUGUAAUCCUAUUUAUCACGUUAUCUAAAAAGUAAAAUAAAUAUAUUUAGACUAAGACACUUUAUUUUGCCAAUAAAUGCUCUAGCAUUCACAUUUUUAAUUAUUAUUAUUGUGACUGUUGUAUGCUUCUAAGACCAAUAUAUUUCUUCUCAAUGUAUGCACGCAGGAUGAUCACGUGGGCGCUGUGGAUGCUGCUCAAUAGAACGCGCUGUGUCCUGGCUUUUGGUAAUCUUUUCAAAGUGUGCUUUAUUUUGUGUUGCAUUGGGCGCGUGCAUCUCUCGACAUCAAUUCACAGCAUCACAGCUCAAGAUUCUAAGGUGUAAUUAAUGGCCAUUUGUUUCUACCGUGGACAUGUAUCCAGUGCAAACGAUAUUUACACGUGACACUUAAGUAAGAACGGUCAAAUGGCCAAAGUCACUGAGAAGACAUUAUGUCCUAAAUAAAUUCUUUUAAAGACGCAGAAAGUAAUGACGUCAUUUGAAUAAAUGAAAAGUGGAGUGAACUCUGCCCUCUGAGCACAAAAUUUCCUUGAAAGUAGACGUAGAUAUGUUGUGUAUGAAAAUGAAUGUAAAUCUCUGCUAUGUGGAAUACACAAUAAUUACAAACAG
Molecule: messenger RNA, 1486 nt
Organism: Biomphalaria glabrata
Lineage: Eukaryota; Metazoa; Mollusca; Gastropoda; Planorbidae
Product: cobalamin binding intrinsic factor-like
Exons: 5
Coding region: 278-715 (145 amino acids)
Biological process (GO): cobalamin transport
Molecular function (GO): cobalamin binding
Source: RefSeq, a predicted model, not a curated record